AAUCUGAAAAGAGCGCGAGAGCAGAAUCUGUCGGUCAUGGAGUUGCGAGAGCAGCAGGGAGGCAAGGAACACAAUCAGCUCCCCAGGAGAAGAACAUCAAGUAUGUGUGCCGAUGUCGGCCACGAACACAAACGAGAAAAAGAGCGGGUCCCCAGAGCAGAGCGUGGUGCAGGCAACUCGAGGAAGGGAGAGCUGCAGGUGAGCAGGAAGUGGGGGACAGAACCACCACAGACUUCACCUUUGACAAGUCUAUGGACCGACUCAGACAGAUGACGUCUAUCGUGGCGUGGUCGAGCCCUCAUCGAGGAGGUUCUCAUGGGAUCCAACUGUACUGUGUUUGCAUACGGCAAACUGGCACUGGAAAGAGCUUCACAAUGGAGGGAGAAAGGAGUGCUGAUGGUCACUAUCCUGGGAAGAGGACCCACUUGCUGGCGUGAUUCCACGGUCAUUGCACGAACUCUUUCAGAAAUUGAAGCACAGCAUGUGUCGGAGUUCUCCAUCCGAGUCUCGUUCCUGGAACUGUACAACGAGGAGCUGUUUGACCUGCUCUCUCAGGUGGACGAGACCGGGACAAAACUCAGGAUCUUUGAAGACUCUGCCAGAAGGGCUCGGUGGUGAUCCAUGGUCUUGAUGAGAUCCAGGUCCACUCCAAAGACGAGGUGUACUCCAUCCUGGAGCUGGGUCGGGCCAGGAGACAGACGGCUGCAACCCUCCUCAACGCCCAGUCCUCCCGCUCCCACUCCGUCUUCUCCGUCACCGUCCACAUCAAGGAGAACUCCAUCGAGGGAGAGGAACUGCUCAAGACUGGAAAACUCAACCUUGUGGAUCUGGCUGGGAGUGAGAACAUCAGUCGGUCGGGAGCAGUGGACAAGAGGGCAAGAGAGGCCGGGCAGAUCAACCAGAGCUUGCUGACUCUCGGUCGAGUCAUCACUUCCCUCGUGGAGAGAGCUCCCCAUGUCCCCUAUCGUGAGAGCAAGUUGACGAGGAUCCUGCAGGACUCGCUGGGAGGACGGACCAAGACCUCCAUCAUUGCCACGGUCAGCCCCGCCGUGUGCAACAUCGAGGAGACCCUCUCCACGCUGGACUAUGCCCACCGGGCCAAGAACAUCACCAACAGACCUGAGAUCAACCAGAGACUCACCAAGAAAGCACUCAUCAAGGAGUACACUGAUGAGAUUGAGAGGCUCAAGAAGGAUUUGCUUGCAACUCGAGACAAGAAUGGAAUCUACAUUUCCCCCGAGAACUAUGCGGGCAUGGAGGCUUUAAUUCGCACACAGAGAGAGGGCAUGACUGAGCUCGAGGCGGCCAUUGCUGCAAACAAGGACGAGAUCACGAAAUUGAAUGCGUUGUUCAUGACGUCAAAGACAGAGCUGGAGGAGACAGCUCGACAGCUGGAGACGACCAGCCAGCGACUGGCCACCACGAAGGUGAGUCUGGAGUCGACGAGACAAGACCUCUACCAGACCAGCAUGGAGAGAGAGCAGAAGAGCCUCCUGCUACAAGAACACGUCGCCACAGAACAGACACUUCUUGGACAGGCCGGACAGCUGGUAGAGGUGGUGGAGGGUGCCAUUGGAGAUGUGGACGGACUCCACUCAAAGCUGGACAGGAAGACUAGAGUCGAGAAAACCAACACUUCCGCAGCCCGGAACUUUCAAUCUACAAUUGAGGGAGAGUUUGAGGAGAUGCAGCAGAGGCUACAGGAAUUCAGCACCACUCAGACCCAGUUCUGCCAGAACAUGUCACAGAGAAUAGAAGAGUGGAGUAGCGAGCAGGAGGGGUGUGUCCAGGGUAUCCAGGAGGGGCUGGAGGGAGUGGUGUCUCUGCUCCGCCAGUUCAGCCACCGCCAGACGAGUGGGGGGAGACAGAGGACCAGACACAUGCAAGACUCCCUCACACAAUCUCAGAGCGACGUCAGGCAGUUUCAGGAGAAUCUGGUGUCUGCAGCAGACGGUGUUCUAACAGUGACUCUUGCUCCGUUCCUGGCCGGUCUGUGCAGCCAGCUGGCUCUCCAGUCUUCUCUACUAACGCAGUCCACUGCCAGUCUCAGGGAACAGUUGCAGUCCCACGGUGACCUGGUCUCUCAGUUCGUCUGUGAGCAGAACAAGAAGAUCACAGAACUGAGUGCAGCAGUGCAGCAAGAGAACUCCCAUCAGCAAGCACAGAUGAGCAACCAUCAGGAGUCAAUAUCAGCUACUGUUGAAAAGCAGAGAGUCCUCUCAGAGCAACUGAGGCGGUCAGUGAUGGCUGAGAUGGAGCUGCUACUGGAGAGGACCAUGAGGCAGCAGCAGGAGCAACUGGAAGCCAAUCUGACACUGGUGAACUUGAGGAUGCAGAGAGCAGCCCAGAGUCAGCAAACUCACACCGACUGCCUUCAAAAGGAGUUGUCAGGUCUGGCCAAUGGGCUGAGUGGUCUGGCAGACAGCACAGAGAACCAUACCUCCACGGCAUCAUCUGCUCUGGACUCCAUACUCUCUCAGCAAGAGGAGACGAAGGGAGAGCAGGAAGGCUCUCUACACAGGACCAGAGAGGCCCUGGAGAGCGAACUUGCCACAUUCAAACAGAAAACAAAGAGUCGUACGGACGACCAUUGCAGGGAUAUUGGUGCCACUUCCAUGGCUCUGGCUACCCACCAGCAGCAGACUGAGACUGACAUGGAGAGUCAUGUGUCAAAGGUGGUGGAGUCUGUCUCCAGUCUCCAUUCCUCCCUGGUCUCUCUGGCGAGAGACGGUGCGUGCGAGGCAGCCUCCCAGUGGACGGAGGACACCACCACCCUCUCCUCUGCCGUCUUGACGUUUGCCGACUCUCAGAAGACCAGUGUGGCAGCCGCCGCGGAGACCGUCUCACGCUAUGUCUCUCAGGAGAUGGCUGUCGAUGUACCUACAGGUAAGACACCACAGAGGAGGGACUUUGUGUAUCCACGUGACCUGGCUCGGACUAGACCUGACUCUGAGCUCCUCAGAGACUUUCACCCCACAGUCUCCCUCCCUCCCCUCCCCGAGAGUGAUAGCGAGGAGGAGGAAGAGGAGAGUGGUGAGAGUGAGGUUCCUCCAUCGUUUGAUCUGUCUCAGGAGGACACCAGUGAGGUAGAGAGCCUGGAGACAACCACCACUUCGGUGGACAGCAGUGUGUCGUGCAAGACUGUCAUACUGACAGACUCAAAAGAGAACGCAGCGCUCUCCAAGACCACCCCGGCUACAAGCAAGCUCCCGGCCAGGAAGAGGCACGUGGCUGCGGGCUCCAGGAGCACUGGGUCCAAGAAAAGACCACUCACUGUCAAAAACUGAUGGACUCAUGUGUACACUUUAAUUAAUGACUUUAUUAUCCACCACUUUUUUUUUAGUGUUGUGUCAUUGUAUUAUUAUGCACACUGUUAUUUCAGCUGUUUUAAACUAAGUGAGAGAUUGCUCCAGUUUUGAGAGUCUGCUGAUGAAUGCCUUCUCUUUCUCUUGCAACUUUGAAAACAUCUCCGUCUGAUAGGUAGAAAGUGUUUCGGUGGUCAAAGAGUCCAUGACAGCCUUCAGCUCCUCUGAGGACACUUUCAUCGGUGCUUCACCUUCCUCCUGAGUCAAGUUAGCCAGGGCAGAAGAAACUUGGUCCACUUCAGUCUCCUCUGGCUCUGCUGGCUGUUCCUGCUCCUCUGCUGCUGGCUGAGGGGCCAGACACAUCUCAUACAGCUGGAGAGGAAUGGCCUCAUCCAGGGGUGGGGGACAGUGGGUGGAAAUUGGAGGUGGCAGCUCAACAGGCAAUGAGAGUUCAAUGAGUUGCUCGGUCUGUUGCUCGUCAAAGAGGAAUUGAAAGAGGCGGUAGUGCUGGAAGAGACCAGUUGUUACGCACUCUACGACUAGUCUGGCGGCCUCUGGAGUGAGACACUGCACGGCUGUCCUCUGAGACACGCCCACUCCAGCUAGCAGGUCCCUCAGCUGCUGGAUAUUGUCCACCAGUGAAAAGUGGUGCUCUUUGAGGUUGGUUAUGAGGGUGUGUGUGAUUCUAAUGAGCGUUGUAGUUUGCUCGUCUGUGAACUUAUGCUCACGGGCAAACUUGGAAGUAGAGUCAAGAAAAACAACUCUACUAUCUUCAGUGUUCAGAGUGUGCAAUUACAGUAACUAAUAGUGUGAGGUGAGUUCAGAGUGUGCAUUUAAUAGUGUGAGAUGGAUAUCAGUAUGUGGCGACAUAGCAGUCGACAAGUGCAGCCUCUGACAGGCUCUCUUCGUACUGGCCCAGGCCCAACACUGCAGCCAGCCUCCCAGCUAUCUGGUGAGGAUCGUCAAUCCCAGCCAGCUGGGCUGUCUCUGUCUUCCCUAACACCUUCCACGACAGCUGCUCCACCACCUCCUCUACUACCUCUCCUCCGUCUGGUUCCACGACCUCGGCCCCUCUCUUCUUGCCCUUUUCCUUGAGGCUGGAGCGCGAGCCAGACGAAUUUAGCUUGGUCUUGGAGCUCGAACGCGACAUGACGACCAACGACAGUCGUCUCGAGCAUGCAAGUACGUGCUGAGCCACACCUC
Molecule: messenger RNA, 4508 nt
Organism: Geodia barretti
Lineage: Eukaryota; Metazoa; Porifera; Demospongiae; Tetractinellida; Geodiidae
Source: the annotation of a GenBank genome assembly